AUGCCAACAACCCAAACUGGUUCUUCAGCCAAGCAAUUCAUUCGGCAUCUGCACACCUCAAUGGAUCUUGUGACUCUGGUCAAUGAAGAAACUAAAUAUGCUCUGCCUUUGGCGGAAAAAAUUGAAAUCAGUCACGACACACGAAAGUUCCGCUUCUGUCUUCCUUCCGAGAAGCAUGUCCUAGGCCUUCCUGUCGGUCAGCACGUUUAUCUAACCGCUAAGAUCGACGGAAAGCUUGUUGUUCGUCCCUAUACGCCUGUGUCCAGCGACGACGAUUUGGGCUAUGUUGAUCUUAUGAUUAAGGUCUACUUUCGAGGAGUCAAUCCUAAGUUUCCAAAUGGUGGAAAGAUGAGUCAGUAUAUCGAAGGAAUGAAAAUUGGAGAAACAAUUGACUUCCGUGGACCAUCAGGAUUAAUCGUUUACAAAGGGAAUGGGAAAUUUGCAGUGAGGCCAGACAAGAAAUCAUCCCCUAUUCUACACACCUUCAAGAGAAUUUCGAUGAUUGCAGGAGGGACUGGAAUCACUCCGAUGUUACAGAUUAUCACAGCCAUCCUUAAAAAUGACGACGACAACACCCAUAUAAGUCUACUUUACGCUAAUCGGUCUGAUGACGACGUCCUGUGCAGGAAGGAACUAGAUGAUUUAGCUUCAAAGCAUAGUAACAAAUUCAAAGUGUGGUAUACAGUGGAUCAGCCAUCAUCCAACUGGAAGUUUUCGACUGGACAUGUGAACGAUCAAAUGAUCAAGGAACAUCUCUCUCCUCCGUCGGAAGAUGCUGCAGUUUUGCUUUGUGGACCUCCUCCAAUGACCUUUAAGGAUGUACGGUGUUACUCCGACGUGGAUAAUAUUGCACUGCUUUUUUUUAUUCUACUGUGUCGUUACUAUAAUUUGUGUAGAAAACAUUAA
Necator americanus (New World hookworm) is the source of this 906-nucleotide messenger RNA. RefSeq lists its product as uncharacterized. The transcript is spliced from 10 exons. Gene Ontology annotation, molecular function: oxidoreductase activity; FAD binding. Bases 1 to 906 code for a protein of 301 amino acids. NCBI's taxonomy places the organism in Eukaryota, Metazoa, Nematoda, Chromadorea, Rhabditida, Ancylostomatidae. The record is from RefSeq and is a predicted model, not a curated record.